Molecule: messenger RNA, 1419 nt
Organism: Naegleria gruberi
Lineage: Eukaryota; Heterolobosea; Eutetramitea; Acrasida; Naegleriidae
Exons: 2
Coding region: 1-1419 (472 amino acids)
Source: RefSeq, a predicted model, not a curated record
AUGAAAUCGCUCACGAAAAAUAAAUGGUUUAACAAAAUAUCAAAACGAAUUACCUUAAAACCAACUACCAUUCAAACUCAACAAUUUAACAACUCCAUCGGAAACUUGAAUAUUCACUCUAGGAGAUCUGUAGUUAAUAACAAGAACAAUUGUAAUAGUUGUUAUUAUUUAGUUAAGAACAAUUUUGCAGCACAAUUCAAUAACUCCACCAAAAACUAUUCCACUACUCCAACGGGUAAUAAUAACAUUUCUAACCAAAAACAAAAUUCCAUACCUACUACUUCCGAAUCACCCUACGCAAAAUUAAACCCAAUGGAAUAUGAUUUAUGGUCUAAAGAAGAAGUAUGCGCCUUACUUUGCACUGACCAGAAGAAUGGAGGAGCCGGUUUGACCGUUCGUAAUGUCGAGCUAUUAUAUAAGGCUAGUUUUAAUGGUAAAUCUCUUGCCUGUAUUGUUGUUGGUUUACAAAAGGGAACAGAUUAUGCCUAUCAAAAACUCAAAUCAAAAUACCAAAACUCGGGCCAUACUUUAACAGUUGACUUGUUGGAUACAUUGGAUAUUGUUGUAAAUUGGGUUGAUGAUUUAUACAAAACAAGACUCUAUCAUUUGUGGGAAGUUGAAAAAAUUAGAGAGCAACUUAGUAAACCUGUUAAUGAAGGCGGUGUUGGUUUGACCAAGUUUGAAAUUGAUAAUUUAAAGAUUGAAAAAGGCAGCAUUGUUGGUGCCAACAUGGAAUGUAACAAAAAGAUAACUGAUUAUUUAGAGAGAUUCAUUAUUACCAUUCCUCAUGGGAUGUUAUUGGGUGACUCUAUCGUAUUUGAAUUAUCAAAGAAACUAUUGAAUGAAAUUAACAAUUUUUCAGAAAAAGAUUUAACAAGGAAAAUGGUGUAUGAGUGUGUUGAAGAAUUUUAUGAAAGAGCAAGAUUAAUAAUGACUGGUUGGAAAAAUAUAGAAUUACCAUUAAAUUUAACACAAAAAUUACUUGAAAAAAUUGAAAUAGAAUCAUCAGGCAUCGCAUACAUGCAAGCAAAUGACAAGUUGGCAAGUGUAUUAGUUUUUAAAGAAUUACUAAAGUAUGAAUACUGCAACUCAAAAUCUUUAAGAGACUAUACUGGUUACCUUAUUAUGCAAAUAGGAGAUUUGUUAAAAGAUAAUCGUUAUUAUUUUGGGCUUAAAGAAACUAAAGAAACACAAGCUUUUAUUAUUGCUAUUGAUGAAGCAAACAGUUUCGUUUCUUCAUCAUAUUCCAUUCUAUCAAAACUACUUAACCCAAGUAGCAAUCAGCGAUCCCUGAUGAACAUUCUUGCUCAAGAAGCAACAUUAAUUAACAACCUUACUUAUUAUUCAACAAAAAAAGAACUCCACAAAGGAAACAAUAUACUAUAUCAUCUUCAUCUCAAAAUGGAUCCUGCUCAAUAA